This is a messenger RNA of Plasmodium inui San Antonio 1, 204 nucleotides long. RefSeq lists its product as hypothetical. The record is from RefSeq and is a predicted model, not a curated record. The coding region runs from base 1 to 204 and encodes 67 amino acids. The transcript has a single exon. Lineage: Eukaryota; Apicomplexa; Aconoidasida; Haemosporida; Plasmodiidae.
AUGCACAUACUGGAGUAUAUGGAGCGUACAAUCCUUCUGUUGUCCAAGAAUCAGAAAAGUUUGGAAAAGCUCGUACAUAGGAUUAUAGAUUCAUCCACGGAAGUGUGCAUCGCGUCCAAAGAGAGCAGGCGGUCUCAGAGAAGUGACAUUUCUGGGAUGAACAACGCGCAUACGAUGAUUAGCAUAGGAGGUGUCUCCCUCUGA